UUAGUUGGCAUCAUAAAAAUUUAGAUUUAGAUUAGAAAUAGUCAUAUCCUAAUAACUUCAAAUCAAAAGGUGCAAAAAAAUGUUGAAUCUUAACCCUAAGGGCUCCCACACUCGAGUCCGACAAGAUAUGUAGACGAGGUAUAAAUCCUCCCCUGCAUUUUCUUCUCCGACCUUCAGCUGCUUCUUCAACCCAGAAAGCUUUCGCUCUCUCCGGCAAUGGACGAUCGAUUGCGGUUCCGCAUAGGGGUAUUCUUACCCCUAAUUCUUCUGAAUUCGAUUUGCGCUCAUGCCGCCGUUUCGAGCAUAGAUCUGGGCUCCGAAUCGCUGAAAGUCGCCGUGGUGAACCUGAAACCGGGGCAACCUCCGAUCUCCAUCGCCAUUAACGAGAUGUCGAAGCGCAAAACCCCUUCUUUAGUCGCGUUCCUUUCUGGGGCGCGGUUAAUCGGCGAGGAAGCUUCGGGUCUCCUGGCUCGCUACCCGGACAAGGUUUUUUCUCACCUCAGGGAACUCAUCCGUAAACCCUAUGAUCACGCCGUCAAGUACCUGGACUCCCUUCACUUGAGAUACGAUGUUUUCCCAGAGGAGUCGAGGAAUGUGGCCGUUUUUCGGACAGAGAACGGGAAUUUCACGGCAGAGGAGCUGGUGGCGAUGGUGCUGAAGUACGCGGUUGGGCUAGCUGAGACUCACGUGCGAGGCGGGUCAGUGAAGGAUGUUGUAUUGACAGUGCCGCCAUACAUGGGAGUCGCUGAGAGAAAUGGGCUUCUUACUGCGGCCCAGCUUGCCGGGAUCAAUGUGCUUGCGCUCGUUAACGAGCAUUCUGGUGCUGCAUUGCAGUAUGGGAUUGACAAGGAUUUCUCCAAUGGAUCAAGGCACGUGAUCUUCUAUGAUAUGGGGGCAGGUAGCACUUAUGCUGCUCUUGUGUAUUUCUCAGCUUACAAUACCAAGGAAUUUGGGAGGACCGUGUUAGUUAACCAGUUCCAGGUAAAGGAUGUUAGAUGGGACGCUGAGCUUGGGGGUGAACAGUUUGAGUUAAGGUUGGUAGAGUACUUUGCAGACGAGUUCAACAAAGAGCUUGGAAAUGGGGUAGAUGUGAGGACGUCUUCCAAGGCAAUGGCCAAAUUGAAGAAACAGGUUAAGCGUACAAAAGAAAUACUCAGUGCAAACACAGCGGCUCCAAUCUCUGUCGAGUCCUUCUAUGAUGAUCGUGAUUUUCGGAGCACAAUCACCCGUGAGAAGUUUGAAGAGCUAUGCGAAGAUUUGUGGGAAAAAGCUAUCGUUCCUUUGAAAGAAGUUCUGAGGAACUCUGGUUUGAAGGUUGAUGAAAUUUAUGAAGUAGAGCUCAUCGGAGGUGGCACUCGAGUGCCAAAAUUACAGGCCAAGCUUCAAGAGUUUCUUGGGAGAAAAGAGCUAGACAGACAUUUGGAUGCAGACGAAGCUAUUGUUCUUGGUGCCUCACUUCAUGCUGCAAAUCUAAGCGAUGGGAUAAAAUUGAACCGCAAGCUAGGCAUGAUUGAUGGUGCACCAUAUGGAUUUGUGAUUAAUGUAGAUGGUCCAGAUUUGUCCAAAGACGAGAGCACCAAUCAAUUCUUAAUACCUCGAAUGAAAAGGCUACCCAGUAAGUUGUUCAGAUCCAUUAUUCAUGACAAAGAUUUUGAAGUUUCACUUGCUUAUGAGAGCAAAGAGUUGCUACCACCUGGCACCACUUCACUCACAUUUGCUCAAUAUGCAGUAGGAGGACUAGCAGAUGCUACACAGAAAUAUGCCGCAAGAAAUAUUUCUGCUCCAAUCAAGACCAAUCUGCAUUUCUCUCUUAGUAGAAGUGGAAUAUUUUCUCUGGAUCGGGCUGAUGCCGUUAUUGAAAUAUCGGAAUGGGUUGAUUUGCCAAAAAAGUAUCUGACAGUGGAUAACUCAACAUCUACUGCUUCCAAUUCAACAUCUACUGCUUCCAAUACCACUUCAGAGGAUAGUGGUGAAAAACUGGAUGUGGAGGGAGGAUUGGCUAGUGAUUCAUCCAAUUCCACUGCAAAUAAUGCUUCUGCAGCAGAUCUGGGUGCAGAGAAGAAACUGAAAAAGCGGACUUUUCGUGUUCCUCUUAAGAUUACCGAGAAGACACUGGGUCCAGGAAUGCCUCUUUCAGACAAGUCUUUGAGCGAAGCUAAAUUGAAAUUGGAUGAACUGGACAGUAAAGAUGCCGAGAGGAGAAGAACUGCUGAAUUAAAGAACAACCUGGAAAGCUACAUAUAUGAUACAAGAGAAAAGAUUGAGUCGGAGGAAUUUGAAAAAAUUUCGACUGAACAAGAGCGCAAAUCCUAUAUUGAGAAACUUGAUGAGGUACAAGAUUGGUUGUACACUGAUGGUGAAGAUGCCUUAGCCACUGAAUUUCAGAAACAUCUAGAUAUGCUUAAGGCUAUUGGGGAUCCAAUAUUCCACAGGUAUAAUGAGCUUACGGCACGCCCUGCUGCAUCUGAACAUGCCCGAAGUUACCUCACUGAAAUGCAACAGAUUGUGCAUCGAUGGGAAACAGAUAAGUCUUGGCUUCCUAAAGCAAGAAUAGACGAGGUUAUGAAUGAGGCUGAGCAGUUGAAGGAUUGGUUGAGCAAGAAGGAAGCUGAGCAGGAUAAGACUCCAGCGCAUAGCAAGCCAGCAUUCACAUCAGAAGAAGUAUACGAGAAGUUAUUUGAUCUUCAAGAUAAGGUGGCCAAGGUCAAUAAAAUUCCCAAACCAAAGCCAAAAGUUGAGAAGCCAGCUACAAACGAAACGGAGGGUAGAGAGGAGAAAGAAAACAACAACUCAUCUCCUCCCGAGGAAGAGGUGCCCUCCCAAAAAGAGCAAACUGGAGAUUCCGAGAAACCAGACAGUGGUGACAAUACCAGUGUUGAAUCGGACACUGAUGGCCAGCCUGAAGGCCAUGACGAGUUAUGAUUUGCUAGAACGAAUUCAUGCAGAGAUCAAUUAGAGACGCUAAUAGUGACUUCCCCAGGAGAGGACACACAAUGUGAAGCCUAUUGUUUCUUGAUGCCACUUUUUGUUUGUCAAUCACGAAUUAGUCCCCGUCAAGACACAAGAAGAGAAAUUAUACACUCCAUUUGAUAGUAUUUGUAGUAUGAAGCACUUGUGUAAACUCCAAGGAUAUUUGUCAGCAUUUGGGCUGCAGAAAGAAUUUUGAGCACAUUUAUAGCAAAUUUCUCAGAUGUG
This is a messenger RNA of Cuscuta campestris, 3195 nucleotides long. The record is from the annotation of a GenBank genome assembly. Lineage: Eukaryota; Viridiplantae; Streptophyta; Magnoliopsida; Solanales; Convolvulaceae.